Sphaeroforma arctica JP610 is the source of this 216-nucleotide messenger RNA. RefSeq lists its product as hypothetical. The transcript has a single exon. The record is from RefSeq and is a predicted model, not a curated record. The annotation marks the transcript as partial. Lineage: Eukaryota; Ichthyosporea; Ichthyophonida. Gene Ontology annotation, molecular function: catalytic activity.
GUGUUACUGGAUGUAAUAUAGACUAUGGCUACCCAGUCAAUCCGUACAAGCCAGGUUAUUUCACUGGCGGAUCGUCCAGUGGGACGGCUGCGGCUGUGGCUGUGGGUCUGUGCCCGUUUGGCGUUGGUACUGACGGUGGAGGCAGUGUGCGCAUGCCAGCUGCACUGUGUGGUGUGGUGGGGCUCAAGGCCACAUACGGACGUAUCAGUCCUCGAG